AAAACAAAAAUAACGAAAUCACACUUCCAGUGUACGCGUUUUCGAACUUUUUAGUGGGCCUAAAUUAGCUUGCAACCACGCGAACUUGGUUUUGGUUUUGAUAGAUAUCCACUCAAAUUGUAUUUUUUACACGAUUUUUUGUUACGGUUUCUUCAACAAGUUGUGAGCUCGAUUUUGAUGCGAUUAAACUCGGUUUAUGAUCAACUCGUGCAAAAGAGUCGUUUGGAAAGGUCGUGUUCGUGAUUGGAUGAGACUUAAGAAUGGAGCAGAACUGGAAACUGGGCCUUUUCGUAGUUGUCGUGGUGAUGUGUUUCUUGUGUCAGAGUUUCCAAUGGAGUUGGCGUCUCAACGACAAAGGUUUGGCUCUGCUGAGGUUUAGAGAGAGAGUAGUGAGUGAUCCACUUGGCGCGUUGUCAAAUUGGAAAGAGGAAGAUGUAGAGGUUGAUCCAUGUUCGUGGUUUGGGGUUGCAUGCUCAGAUGGAAAAGUUGUGGUCUUGAAUGUAGACCAAACUGGAGGGACAGUUCGCAGGAGACUGUUGGAAAAUAAAAAAAAACCCAAAUCACCACCUCCCCCCUCACCGUCCCCAUCCCCAUCACCAUCACCUAAGCCAAGGCCAGAAAGGCGGCCUCCUGCUCAACAACGUCCAUCUUACAGCAGGCCUCAAAAAAGUGCUCCACCCCCAUCUUCCCACACGCCUCCUCCUACUCAAAUUGCUCCACCUCCAUCUUCCUACCCUUCGCUAGUGCCUCCCCCCAGAGAAAGCAGCACAAUAUUGCAGAGAAGCUCCUCUUCAAAUCAUCGCAUAGUUGCAAUAUUGGCUGGAGCAAUAGGGGGCACCAUUCUAAUUUUAGUCAUUGGUGUCUAUCUAUGUAUAAGCAAUAAGGUAGCUACUGUUAAACCUUGGGCCCCAGGAUUAAGCGGACAGCUUCAGAAAGCAUUUGUAACUGGUGUGCCAAAGAUCAAGAGAUCAGAGCUUGAAGCAGCUUGUGAAGAUUUCAGUAAUGUAAUAGGUUCUUCGCCAAUUGGUACAUUGUACAAAGGGACACUCUCUAGCGGAGUCGAAAUUGCUGUGGCCUCUGUGGCAGCGACAUCUGCCAAGGGUUGGUUAAACAGUUUAGAAGCACAGUUUAGAAAGAAGAUUGACACAUUGUCAAAAGUCAACCACAAAAAUUUUGUCAACCUUCUUGGAUAUUGUCAGGAAGACAAACCUUUCACCAGAAUGAUGGUAUUCGAAUAUGCUCCAAAUGGAACACUUUUUGAGCAUUUGCACAUUAAAGAGGCCGAACACUUGGACUGGGGAAUGCGAUUGAGAAUUGCAAUGGGAAUGGCCUACUGUCUCGAGCAUAUGCACCAGCUGAACCCACCUAUAGCCCACAACAACUUGAACUCGUCAGCUAUCAGUCUCACUGAGGAUUAUGCGGCCAAGAUCUCGGAGUUUACUUUCUGGAAUGAGAUAGUUGCAGCUGAGAUAGAAUCAUCUGGAUUAAACAAUUUGCAUACACCAUCAGCAUGCCCGGAAAGUAAUGUUUAUAGCUUUGGUGUGAUAUUGUUUGAAAUUGCUACAGGUAGGCUCCCUUACUCCGUGAACAAUGCCUCACUUGAAGACUGGGCAUCUGCUUAUUUAAGUGGGGAGGAACCGCUUAGAGAAAUGGUUGACCCAACUUUGACAUCCUUCCAAGAGGAGCAACUGGAGCUAAUAGGUGAAGUGCUAAAAUCUUGUGUCCACCCUGAUUCUAAACACAGACCGUCAAUGAGAGAAGUCUGUGUAAGAUUGAGCGCCAUAACUGGAAUAACGCCUGAAGCAGCGAAUCCAAAACUUUCUCCCCUUUGGUGGGCAGAACUUGAGAUUACGUCUGCAGAUGCAAGCUAGCUAAAGUAUACAACUUGAAUUUGAACUUCAAAUUGGGAGUUCAUAGAAGGUGAGGCGCUAAAGAAAUGUUGCCUGUACGUUGACAUAGCUUGUAUCUCCCAGAGUAAUAGGAAUUACUUGUACAGAACUCAUGUAUAGGGAAAUCUGGCGAAUCUCUUUCA
Messenger RNA from Juglans microcarpa x Juglans regia, 2032 nucleotides. RefSeq names its product inactive receptor-like serine/threonine-protein kinase At2g40270. The record is from RefSeq and is a predicted model, not a curated record. NCBI's taxonomy places the organism in Eukaryota, Viridiplantae, Streptophyta, Magnoliopsida, Fagales, Juglandaceae. Gene Ontology annotation, molecular function: ATP binding; protein kinase activity. Gene Ontology annotation, biological process: protein phosphorylation. The transcript is spliced from 6 exons. Bases 261 to 1871 code for a protein of 536 amino acids.